AUGCUUAUGGCACGACAUAGUCACACAGCAUCAAAACUAAUCAAUGGAAAAGUUUUGGUUGCGGGUGGUGAAUGUUUUGAUAACUCUUCAAACAGUGCAGAACUGUAUGAUCCAAUAACUGGACUUUGGACAAAGACUGGUAACAUGAUUAGUGCCCGAUUCUCGCACACAGCAUCAAUACUAAGCAAUGGAAAAGUAUUGGUUGCCGGCGGAUACGAAUUUGAUGACUUUUCAAAUACUACAGAACUGUAUGAUCCAACAACUGGACUUUGGAAAAAGACAGGUAAAAUGAUUAAUGUCCGAUCUUCGCAUACAGCAUCAAUACUAAACAAUGGAAAGGUAUUGGUUGCUGGCGGAUACGACUUUAAAGACUUUUUAAACAGUACAGAAUUGUAUGAUCCAAUAACUGGACUUUGGACAAAGACUGGUACCAUGACUACCGUCCGAUACUUGCACACAGCAUCAAUACUAACCAAUGGAAAAGUAUUAGUUGCUGGUGGCUAUGGGUUUAAUGGUCCUUUGAAUAGUGCAGAGUUGUACGAUCCAGCAACUGGAAGUUGGACAAAGACUGGUACCAUGACUACUGUCCGAUACUCUCACACAGCAUCAAUACUAACUAAUGGAAAAGUAUUGAUCACUGGUGGUUAUAACUCUAAUGGCUAUUUAAAGAAUUCAGAGCUCUAUGAUCCAGCAACUGGAUUUUGGACUCAGACUGGCAAUAUGAUUACUGCACGACACUAUCACACAGCAUCAACACUAAGUAAUGGAAAAGUGUUAGUUGCUGGCGGAAACGGACUUCAUGGCUAUUUAAAUAGUGCAGAGUUGUACGAUCCAGCAACUGGACUUUGGUCUCAGAUUGGCAGCAUGAAUACUGAACGAUAUUUUCAUACGUCAACGAUACUUGAUAACGGAAAAGUUCUAAUUGCUGGUGGAAUAAGCAGUAACAGUGAUUAUCUAUCUAGUACAGAAAUAUAUGGAUAA
Molecule: messenger RNA, 981 nt
Organism: Rotaria sp. Silwood1
Lineage: Eukaryota; Metazoa; Rotifera; Eurotatoria; Philodinida; Philodinidae
Source: the annotation of a GenBank genome assembly